Messenger RNA from Pecten maximus, 11394 nucleotides. RefSeq lists its product as uncharacterized. The record is from RefSeq and is a predicted model, not a curated record. The coding region runs from base 4 to 2490 and encodes 828 amino acids. The transcript is spliced from 4 exons. Lineage: Eukaryota; Metazoa; Mollusca; Bivalvia; Pectinida; Pectinidae.
AACAUGUAUGAAAUAUCGGACAUAUCUAUCGAGAACUUCCGGACAAAGAUAACUUUUGGCGUGGAUCUUGUGGAUAGCGCCCUGAAGCAAAUAGCCUUCCUGCAGCAAGUGGAUCGGAAUCGGAGUCUUUAUGACGAAACGAUAAUACGUCAAGCAGUUUGGCGUUAUGAAAAACUAUGGCUCCCCUUAGCCGCUGGGCAUGCAGACAAGACCCUGGCGGCACCUCUGGACAUCGAGUGGGUAUGGCACUGUCACCUGCUGUCCCCAAUAAGUUACGAAGAGGAUUGUAAAGCCGUGGUAGGUUCUUCUGUUAAUCAUAAACUGUUGUCUGAAAAGGAGAGAGAAAAGGCCUUAGAGAUUAGCAGACAGUUAUGGACCUCCAAAUAUCCAAAGGAAAAAUUUGAUUUGGAGAUCCGCCAUGACAAUGACAGCUUACCAGGACGUGGAGACUUCGUCCUGGAUGACGCUUCCAAACUGUCCUACAACGUGAUUGAGGCGGCGCAGCGUCAGCGUGUGUUCGCAUACCAAGUAUCCCUGCCGCAUUACUACGAUCGCCUCUUUCUAAGACGUGCCGUCGAACGUUAUCAAAAAAUGCUUUAUCUGAAGCUUCAAAACCCGCGAGUCUUUCUGGUGCCAUGUUAUGAUAUGGAUCUGGUUUGGCACUCCCACCAGCUUCACCCUAUUGUUUAUAAAGAGGACACUACACGUGUCUUAGGAAAAGUGUUCAACCACGACGACUCCGUCAACGACCGUAAUUUGGGGUCAAAAUUGAACCAGGCCGAUAAAAAGACCAGGGAGUUGUGGCGGGAGGCUUUCAAUGAGAACUUUACUGAAUUUGGCGCCAUGUAUCGUGGAGAUCCCCCGUCCGGCCUUCAACCAAUCACAUUGGACGAAAUGUUUUCUUUCUCAACAAAGAAGGCAAACAUACAUCUCGACCGGAUGCAGGUGGAGGGACUUCCAGAGGAGCUAAAGAACUUCAAAAUAAAGAUUCAUUAUGUAGCAAGUGGGAAGGAAGGUCCGUCCAUCACAUCAUACAAGGGACCAGGCAGAGAAUGGGAACGAAAGAAAAGCGCAAGUGCGUUUUGCUUUGACACAAAGUUAUACAACUGCAUAAAAUUCAAACUUAUUCAGAUGUUACGACCGAUGUGUUUUAGUAGUUCGGAGCAGCUGGCUCAAAAUGUGUUCCACAUGCUUCCUAUAGUGGAGGACUUGAACCGUGGCGACACUAAGAUCAACGAGACCGUCAUGCUGGAUGAGGAAAGAAACCUCAAAGUGUCGUUCACGGCUGAUGUACAGGUCCAACCCAAACCAGGGCCUUGUAUUCUCUUCCUAAAGAACGGUAACUAUGAGCCGCGUUUCUGUAUCAUUCCCGAACACGUCCAACAGAUGUGGGGCCCAAUCCCUCUCCCACGGCUCCCCUCCGGGAAGGACAACCACUGCCUUGUAGCUUCUCACAAGUUUGUUAAUCAUACUGGAGAAAAGACGUUUACCUGUCGUGUCAUACACAGUCUGCCCCUACUAAUGUCGGCCGUACAGGUGUUUUACCAGGAUAAGAUGGCGGCUGUUGGUCAUCUCAUAGGAUCUGACCAGCUGCCAACCCCGAGUCAGCUGGGAGAUUCCAAAGUGUGUCCUUCUGUGAAUCCUAAAGCUGGUCAGAGAGCCAUCCUAAUAAAGAACAACGACGGGGACUGGGGCAUUCUGAUUGGUCAAUGGACGGGCUUCCGGCGGGGAAUACCGGGCAUCACAGGGCGUAAAAACAAAAAAGGACAAAAAGGCGUACCUGGCAGUUGUGGAACACUUAGUAUACGUUUCUUCCGCAGUCAUACAGCCCAGUGGCAACAAAUGGCUCUGCCCUACCUGGACAACGUAUUCAAGUUCCACCUUCAUGAAGCCGAUGUCGACUUGAGACAUGGUGUUGUCCAGAUCAAGUCAGACAGUAACGAGAUAGCUGAAAACAUCGCCCUGGCGUUUAGCGUGGCCCUUUUACACGUGCUUUGUCAGCCUCGAGUACCAAAUACUGUUACUGCAAACGGUACUAGUCCUAGUACACCAAUGCGAGGGACAAGGCCAAUCAAUCGCGUGCCGGCCGAUGACCUUGGCCUUGUUGUUGCCGCUGGUUACUCGGUGGACACUCCAACGAAUACUUACAUCCGGCAAAUACACGGAAGAAAGGCGUGCGCAGGCAGCUCUACGGGCGAGACAGACUAUGGUGGCCUUGGAUAUAUGUACUCAGAUCUGGAGGCGGCGGAGCUUGCAGCAGAUGAGUUUGAGUUGGACGUAGAAACCAAUCCGAUCCAGUCAGAUACCGCCGCCACGGCUGCAGACGCCGAGGUGGCAGCAAACUCAGGAGCCGACGGCGGUGAAGAGGGUGUAGAUGGAGGAGAUGUGGGAGGCUGUGGUGGGUGUGGCGGAUGUGGCGGCUGUGGCGGGUGUGGCGGUUGUGGUGGGGGAUGUGGAAGUUGUGGAGGUUGUGGAGGAUGCGGUGGUUGAGAGGUUAAACCAGGAAAGACAUUGGUAUUGUCGUAGAAGCCUUCUGUUGUGUACGAUGCAAGAUAUCAGGUACAUGAAAGAGCGUCCAGGGAAAGUGUUAAGUCCCCUUAUGAUUAGGUACAAACAUGUUCGAUAUCAUAUUCACUAUCUAGUAUAGUAUAUUAUCUUGUGUUCAGCGAGGGACUGGCCCACACCGCCUGUACGAGGUAGCCGGUGGGCAGUGGGACUGGACACAUCAACUAUGCAUGUCGUAUGUAGUGAUUUAUAGCUUCAUAACGUCUGGUUACACAUACUGUACCAUAAUGCACAGAACCACAAUAGUGUGCAGUUAGCAACAGUGGACCAAUGGUUGAUCUUUACUCUAUUACGUCAUCAUCCGAUCACGUGACUGUGCGUUGAGUCCUUCCAUAGGCUGCUUGUCUUGUAAAUACUACAUAAUUAUUAUGCCGGGAUCAUAAAUGUUCAUAUUUUUGUAAAUAUAACGUAGUCUGUGUGCCUGUAUGCUACAUAUGUAUGUAGUAAGUAAUAGUUAUAUGUUACCAGAUAUCGUACAGUAUAAGUGAUAUCGGAUUUACAUGUUAUAUAUAUAUUGUCGUAGCCUCCAUUACAUCAUUUGAAAAAAAAAGAUAUCCGUAUCGUUUGUUAACAUUUUCUAUCUUUAGCGCUUGUUCUCAUCAACUUUUUUAUAACUGUCGAUUUUAUACCAGCAUACUUCUCUGCUGAGUUCCAACAACAUACUGAUCUCGUCUGGCAUUAGUCUGUCGCCCGGCGCCAACAACAUACUGAUCUCGUCUGGCAUUAGUCUGUCGUCCGGCGCCAACAACAUACUGAUCUCGUCUGGCAUUAGUCUGUCGCCCGGCGCCAACAACAUACUGAUCUCGUCUGGCAUUAGUCUGUCGUCCGGCGCCAACAACAUACUGAUCUCGUCUGGCAUUAGUCUGUCGCCCGGCGCCAACAACAUACUGAUCUCGUCUGGCAUUAGUCUGUCGUCCGGCGCCAACAACAAACUGAUCUCGUCUGGCAUUAGUCUGUCGCCCGGCGCCAACAACAUACUGAUCUCGUCUGGCAUUAGUCUGUCGUCCGGCGCCAACAACAUACUGAUCUCGUCUCGCAUUAGUCUGUCGUCCGGCGCCAACAACAUACUGAUCUCGUCUGGCAUUAGUCUGUCGCCCGGCGCCAACAACAUACUGAUCUCGUCUGGCAUUAGUCUGUCGCCCGGCGCCAACAACAUACUGAUCUCGUCUGGCAUUAGUCUGUCGCCCGGCGCCAACAACAUACUGAUCUCGUCUGGCAUUAGUCUGUCGUCCGGCGCCACACUUUGCAUUCAAGCUACUUCUCAACAACCAAGAGGCGCAUGACUCUUGGGCAAAUGGCAUGUCGGGAUAUGAUAUGACAAUUUUGUUUUACCUUACUUCUAAGGGCACGGGGGUAAAGGAGUUAAAUUCUUUAUGCCAAAGGCAAUGGUAUUGGGGGUUGCAGGAUGGAAGGAUAAGCUUCCACGUUUGUUCAAAUCCAUUAUCUUGAUUUAAUUUUAAGAUCACAGGACAGGUACUCGCCUCGUCUAUCUACUACAUAUGUUAGGAAAUGUAUAUUUGGUGUAUUGAUAUUAGGUGUAUUGAUAUUGGGUGUAUUGAUAUUGGGUGUAUUGAUAUUGGGUGUAUUGAUGUAGGGUGUAUUGAUGUCGGGUGUAUUGAUAUCGGGUGUAUUGAUAUUGGGUGUAUUGACAGACCAAGCUAUAUACAUAGUAACUGUGGCCACAGUGAUCAACAUGUGCUAUACACGGUAACACGACGGCGAUGCUGUUGGGCCAGUAGCCUCCUGGAAUAAAGGACUGCCACGGUUAUUGAAGUUAAUCAUGUUUUAAACGACGUUUUGUUAAUAAUCAGGAUGCCCAGAUAUUUAACCAGUAGCAUGUCGGGACAAACGGCUACCAAGUUGGUUUUUAUGAAAGACUUGGAUGUAUUUUUAAGGUCACAUUGGUCAAAUGUGUUCAAACUUUUAAAUUAUUAAUUUUGUUCUUGAACACCAAAAUUUCAAAGUUAUGAUAUAAGAAAUAUAAAAAGUACUGAGUGAUACGAGUUUUCGUUUCAUAUCCAUUACUUGUAUCAACUUCCAAGUUCGAAUGAAUUAAAUCUUAUUUUCCAACGGAGAGUUUGCCGCUAAGCUGGAGCAACACAUACAUAUAUAUGUAGAAUAAGUAAUACAGGCCUGUUGGGCAUCUUGUUUAAUUUAACUUACAGCUUUAAUUUGUCCUUUCUGUCACAUCCUAUCUAAAUUUACAUAUUUACCUGGACGUGUGAUCUGUAUGCAAAAAUAAGAGAUGGUGUAUUGAUAUUUUAGAUUCGUGUUGAUAUGCAAUUUUCUGUUUUGUAUUUGUAAUUAACACGUGCUUGUUAACUCUACGUUUACUCUAGUUUGUAUGUUUACUCGUGGUUUACAUGACUAUAAAGAUGUACGUUAUGAAUUAACGCGCAUGUUUCAAAUUAUACUUUUUAAAAAUGUUUUAUGAUAAAAAAAGAAUGUUCAUGUGCGGAUGUAAACGUGUUUGUAUAGUGCACGUAUAUAUACAGGUGUUUUGUAUACGUAAACGUAUAUAUAUAUAUAUAGGUGUUUUGUAUACGUAAACGUAUAUAUACAGAUGUUUUGUAUACGUAAACGUAUAUAUACAGUUGUUUUGUAUACGUACACGUAUAUACACAGGUGUUUUGUAUACGUGUAUUCAUUGUAUUAACACAUGUGCUCUUUCCCUUAAGGCAGUAUAUAUGGUUUAAUUCGCGCGUGUUUACGUGGAUGUACAAUUUACUUACACGUGUUAAAUUCGUGCUCACGUGUUUCUGCUUGCACGUACCUCUGGUGCAUUACACGUGGACAUAGUUAACGUUCAUCUCGCACUUCACGGGGAUAUUACUGUAUUGUCGCCGUAUCACUUCGAGCCUCUCCCCUAUGGCAUAGGUACAUAAUUAUGUAUCUGUGGCCAGGAUUUUCUAAAAUUAGUAAUUGUUUGUCUAUUAAAUAUUGUAACAUUAUCCAGUGUAUUUAUAAGUGGAAUAGCAUUCCUACUUGACUGGUAUAAGUAAUCAUUUAUAUCUAGAAAUCUAGGAAAAUCAUGAUCCCUGGUACAUGUGCCCUACAUGCAAGCUGAUUUUCAAUGCCGUACUACAUGUACAGUUUAUGUGCAGAGUCAGUACAUGCAAGACCAAACGUGCCGAGACGGGGCAUGUUUUGUUAUGUUUAGGGAGGCCUAAGUUAUAAACAUCAUGGUGGAAUUGUAAGCAAAACAUUUAAUGCCAGCCCGACCAUGUGGAACAUCAUGGAGUGUUCCGAAAUGUCGCUAUGCACAUCACCAGUCGAAAGUGAAAUGUCAAGUGAGGAUACAUUGGGGAAAACAAUUAGUGAUAGCGUGUUGAUAGAAAGUAUUGAUCCUGUCUGUCCUUGUAUGUAAACACUGUAUAUUAUAGUCAGUGUGUCUUAUGUAGACUUACUAAACAGCAGGUCACUAUUAUCAGUAACACAAAAAAAAAUAUGUUUGGUUAGAGUCACAUGAGCCAAAGGUUGUACCACUUGGUAUAUAUCGUGUGUGAUCAUUGGUUAUCGUCUUCUUGUACAGCAUUAGAUGUCCAUUCUCAAACAAACAUGCCAUGGUAUAACGAUACGAACGAUAUAAAUUUCUCUCGACCGAAUUGAAAAAAAAAAAUUGGAAAGUGUAGUAAAAUUCCUCAGGAAAUUGUGAAUAUUUUUCUCUUAGCCAAUGAUAAGUUUAUGGUCUGGGGUUAAACCAAGGUAGGGUCGGAAUACCCCAAACAGACUGUAAACAUGCGAAUUCCCUUUAGAUAUUGUGAGAAGCUUGUGUUAGUGAUGUUACAUGUAUUGUCUUGACAUGCUAAGAUUAAACUGAACAAUUAGUGUGGUACGUUAACCUUGUAAUGAUAUUUAUCAUGCGGAAGUUGAUACUAUAUUGUUAGUGAGUAUAACUUAUAAAGUGAUGUACGGCCUGAUACAGGAAACAUUUCCUUUCAGUUCGUGAAUAAGAUCAUUGGUAUGCUUAAAUGGUGCACGUGAAAGCAUUAGUAGGAGUGAGUGAUACGCGUAAAUUAAUGGUAGGAUAAAGUGGUGCGGAUGAAUUAAUGGCAGGAUAAAGUGAUGCGCGUGAAUUGAAGGAAGAAUAAAGUGAUGCGCGUGAAUUAAUGGUAGGAUAAAGUCAUGCUCGUGAAUCAAUGAUAGGAUAAAGUGAUGCGCGUGAAUUAUGGUCGGAUAAAGUGUUGCGCGGGAAUUAAUGGUAGGAUAAAGUAAUGAGCGUGUAGUAACGGAAGGUCAAACUAAUGCAAGUGAAUUAAUGAUAUAGGAUAAUGUGAUGCGCGUGAAUUGAUGGCAGGGUAAAGUGAUGCGCAUGAAUCAUUGGUAGGAUAAAGUGAUUUGCGUGAAUAAUUUGUAGGAUAGAAUGAUGCACAUGAAUCAUUGGUAGGAUUAAGUGAUGGACGUGUAUCAUUGGUAGGGUUUAGCGAUGCGCGUGAAUCAUAAUGCACGUGAAUAUUUCGUAGCGUGAAUCAUUGGAAGGAUUAAGUGAUGGGCGCAAAUCAUUAGAAGGAUCAAGUGAUGCUCGCGUGAAUUAAUUCAUUAUGCGCGUGAAUUAUUGUCUAGAUCAGUUGAUGUAAUGUGAAUAAUGCUAUCAUUGUAAUUUUAUUAGGUACGAGUGACUUAUUCUGUCUUUCAUAUCCUUUUAUUGAUCAACAAUCUCUUAUAAAAAGUCUUUCACUUUGUUCUUGAAAUGUCUGUCCCUUUAACAGGAGUGUGUAUGAGUAUGAUGUGUACUAUAUAUAGACAUACAUGUGAUUUGUACAUGUACAUAUACUGUUUAUAGACAUACAUGCAUUGGUCUAUCACACCUGAUUUGGCUCGCCUGAGCUACACCGGAGCACGACUUUUGGCGAAUUUCGGGGAUCGGCACUAUAGUAUGGUAGUGGAGAUGUAUCAUCGUGAGCAUAUCGGCGAAAAAAUUACAUGUACGUAAUGCUUCGUUAAAGUCUGUAGAGCACCGAUAACGCCUCGUACUGGACAGGCUCAAUGUGUAUCGUGCUGUUGUGACAGUGGGAACGGCAGUACUAACAUGCAUCGGUAUUGGUACGGAGUGGGAACGACAGUACUAACAUGUAUCGGUAUUGGUACGGAGUGGGAACGACAGUACUAACAUGUAUCGGUACGGAGUGGGAACGACAGUACUAACAUGUAUCGGUAUUGGUACGGAGUGGGAACGGCAGUACUAACAUGUAUCGGUACGGAGUGGGAACGACAGUACUAACAUGUAUCGGUACGGAGUGGGAACGACAGUACUAACAUGUAUCGGUAUUGGUACGGAGUGGGAACGACAGUACUAACAUGUAUCGGUAUUGGUACGGAGUGGGAACGACAGUACUAACAAGUAUUGGUACGGAUUGGGAACGACAGUACUAACAUGUAUCGGUAUUGGUACGGAGUGGGAACGACAGUACUAACAUGUAUCGGUACGGAGUGGGAACGACAGUACUAACAUAUAUCGGUAUUGGUACGGAGUGGGAACGUCAGUACUAACAUGUAUCGGUACGGAGUGGGAACGACAGUACUAACAUGUAUCGGUAUUGGUACGGAGUGGGAACGGCAUUAAUAACAUGUAUUGGUACGGAGUGGGAACGACAGUACUAACAUGUAUUGGUACGGAGUGGGAACGACAGUACUAACAUGUAUCGGUACGGAGUGGGAACGACAGUACUAACAUGUAUCGGUACGGAGUGGGAACGGCAGUACUAACAUAUAUCAGUAUUGGUACGGAGUGGGAACGACAGUACUAAUAUAUAUCGGUAUCGGUACGGAGUGGGAACGACAGUACUAACAUGUAUCGGUAUUGGUACGGAGUGGGAACGACAGUACUAACAAGUAUUGGUACGGAGUGGGAACGGCAGUACUAACAUGUAUCGGUACGGAGUGGGAACGACAGUACUAACAUGUACCGGUAUUGGUACGGAGUGGGAACGACAGUACUAACAUGUAUCGGUAUUGGUACGGAGUGGGAACGACAGUACUAACAUGUAUCGGUACGGAGUGGGAACGACAGUACUAGCAUGUAUCGGUAUUGGUACGGAGUGGGAACGACAGUACUAACAUGUAUCGGUACGGAGUGGGAACGGCAGUACUAACAUAUAUCAGUAUUGGUACGGAGUGGGAACGACAGUACUGAUAUAUAUCGGUAUCGGUACGGAGUGGGAACGACAGUACUAACAUGUAUCGGUAUUGGUACGGAGUGGGAACGACAGUACUAACAUGUAUCGGUAUUGGUACGGAGUGGGAACGACAGUACUAACAUGUAUCGGUACGGAGUGGGAACGGCAGUACUAACAUGUAUCGGUAUUGGUACGGAGUGGGAACGGCAGUACUAACAUGUAUCGGUACGGAGUGGGAACGACAGUACUAACAUGUAUUGGUACGGAGUGGGAACGACAGUACUAACAUGUAUCGGUAUUGGUACGGAGUGGGAACGACAGUACCAACAUGUAUCGGUAUUGGUACGGAGUGGGAACGACAGUACUAACAUGUAUCGGUACGGAGUGGGAACGACAGUACUAACAUGUAUCGGUACGGAGUGGGAACGACAGUACUAACAUGUAUCGGUACGGAGUGGGAACGGCAGUACUAACAUGUAUCGGUACGGAGUGGGAACGACAGUACUAACAAGUAUCGGUACGGAGUGGGAACGACAGUACUAACAUGUAUCGGUACGGAGUGGGAACGGCAGUACUAACAUGUAUCGGUACGGAGUGGGAACGGCAGUACUAACAUGUAUCGGUACGGAGUGGGAACGACAGUACUAACAAGUAUCGGUACGGAGUGGGAACGACAGUACUAACAUGUAUCGGUACGGAGUAAGAACGACAGUACUAACAAGUAUCGGUACGGAGUGGGAACGGCAGUACUAACAUGUAUCGGUACGGAGUAAGAACGACAGUACUAACAUGUAUCGGUACGGAGUGGGAACGACAGUACUAACAUGUAUCGGUAUUGGUACGGAGUGGGAACGACAGUACUAACAUGUAUCGGUAUUGGUACGGAGUGGGAACGGCAGUACUAACAUGUAUUGGUACGGAGUUGGAACGACAGUACUAACAUGUAUCGGUACGGAGUGGGAACGACAGUACUAACAUGUAUCGGUACGGAGUGGGAACGACAGUACUAACAUGUAUCGGUACGGAGUGGGAACGACAGUACUAACAUACAUCGGUAUUGGUACGGAGUGGGAACGGCAGUACUAACAUGUAUCGGUACGGAGUGGGAACGACAGUACUAACAGGUAUCGGUACGGAGUGGGAACGACAGUACUAACAUGUAUCGGUAUUGGUACGGACGAUUUUGUACUGUUAAAUUUCUGUAAUUAGCUGCUCCGUUUUAGCCCCGGAGAGGUACAACGACAGUGUGUGUGGCAGGAACUUUGUAGACAUCCGAGUGUAAUUCGACAUGUAUGUACAUGUACCAGUCUAUAUAUAUUGUACAUUAAUUCAUUUGUUUAUAAAGUAUAGUAUAUAGAUAUUUAUAUGUGUGUGUGUUUAAUAUGUGUUAUUUAUAGACAUUGGUGAAUAUUAUAAACUAUAGUAUUUAUACUUAAAGCUGACAGUGGAAGUUAAAAAGCUUCCAGUUGAGAUUCUUAGAAAUAUAUAUAUUAUACGACCUUCCAUCCGUUUUUGUUUGUUUUUGUUUUUUGUUUGUUUGUUUUUUUAAAUAUACAAAUAACAGAAUAUUGACAUGGAAAUUGAACAGGUAAAAAUAAGAAAAUGGUUGUAAUCGAUUGAAGUUAUUUACGAUCUACAUUACAUUCAAAAACGAAAUAACCCAUCGCGAAAGAAAGAAAAAACGAAAAUUUUAGCAAAAUGUUUUAGUAUCACAUCCUUAUAAUCAAGAAUGCGUAAAAACGGCGGUAUUUCCAGCUACAUCCGUCAGAAUACGAAUACUUGUCAAAUAUCACAAAAUUACCGACACGUUUUACCAGGUAUGUGUAUACACGUUGUAGAUUAUAACAAAACACUCACGUGUUUUUCUCACGGGGGCUAGCAACGAUUUAAUGGAUACGAAUAGAAAUUAUAAAAUACGUAAGCUCUUACAUAUUUUGCCUUGGUUUUGGUUUCCAUAUACCAUAUGUAUCGUGAGCAAACAGACAACUCCAGAGAAUACAAAGUCAAACGAUGGUGACGGGGCCCAAGUGGCUACGUAGCCACGAUAUGCACGCACGUAGAAAAAAUGGAUGAAUUAUUUGGGAUCUGUACAUUAUUUGUCGCCAAUUAUUUAUUUUAAGAUGAAUUUGGAAUAGCUGAGAAGUACUGACCAUCUUUACUACUCUAUUACGACCUCAGGUACAUAUACAUAUUCAUUUUGUAAGUGCGCUGGUACUGGCGUGAUAUGCCGAGUAUACGUCUCCAAGCAGAGCACAAUAUUAAAAUGUCGCCACUUCAUAGCGGGUGUCCAAGUGGUGUCUCAGAAACGAUUUCUGAAUACUGAGCCUUCGUAUAUUGUUUUUAAAACACAAUUGGAAGAUUUUUAACCUGCACUGUCAGCUUUAAUGUUACCUGAUGCAAAUUAUAUAAAUAAGUAUUUAUGUGUGUGUUUCACAUUUUCGUUGAUAAGUAUUUAUACUCUACCCUAGUAGCGUGACAUGCGCACCUAGCUCGGAAUCCGUCUCGCAUCAUACGAAACUAAAUAUUGGAACUUUAUGCUGGCCGGAAGUAUUUCACCGAGUCAGAACGAGGCUGGACAAUGUAUGCGUUUUAGUGUCUUAUUAUAGUUACAGCGCAUGCCCAAUGUUACAUUUAUUACAUUGUAUAUCUCUAGAAUGAACUACGUAUUAUGUAAUUUAUAUAAUCGUUAAUAAUAAAGGCUUCAGACAUAAAA